UCCCUCAGUGGACAACACAAAGUCCUACUGAACCGUUGUAUAAUCAACUGGAAACUGAAAGUAACUUUUCACCUACAUAGCCUAUAUAUAUCGCAUCCAGUCACUCCCUGGCUUUAGUCUUCGUAUGUCAAAAAAGAGGUCAACAUGGGAGGUGAAUCAUCAAGACCAGCAGCACCACCAUCACCAGUUUAUGACAAAGCUUGGAGGGAGGUUGACUGGAUGCAGAGAGAUACUAUGAUUAAGGAACUGAAGCAAUUCAGUUUGAAUGAUCCUGAUAUGGGCCAGCUCAGGAUCCUGCUAAUGGGACAAAUUGGUGCAGGAAAGUCCAGCUUUGUUAACUCAAUCAAAAGUGCUAUUUCUGGUCGUAUGGCGACUGAUGCGCUGGCAGAUGCUGACGCAGGCACAAGCUUCACCAAGAAUUAUAAAACACAUUACAUUAAAGAUGGAAAAGGACGCUUACCUUUUGCGUUCAAUGAUAUCAUGGGUUUGGAGCCUAAUGAAUCAAGGGGGGUGCACACUGAUGACAUCGUCAGCAUUCUUGGAGGCCAUGUCCGAGAAGGUUAUCAGCUCAACCCCACUUGUCCUUUGACACAAGAAAAACCAGACUACAACAGCAGUCCUGAGUUAAAACAUAGAGUCCACUGUUUAGUGCGUGUUGUGUCUGCAAAUGACUUAUAUGCAUUGUCAGAUGGACUCAAACACAGGCUGAGGACCAUAAGGGAGAAGGCUAGCAGUCUGGAAAUUCCUCAGUUUAUUGUGAUGACAAAAGUAGAUAAUGCUUGUCCAGAAGUAAAGAGGGAUCUGAGAAAUAUCUACAAAAGCAAGGCAAUUAAAAAGCAGAUGGAGACCUGCAGCAAUGAGCUGGGGAUCCCCGUGAGCUGCAUCCUACCAGUGAAGAACUACCAUGAAGAGACAAAGACAAACAAUGAAGCAGAUGUACUGGUGUUGGAGGCUGUUACUCAGAUUGUGCACGCAGCCAAUGAUUACAUAUGGACACUCCAACAAGAAUAGGAAGCCACCAUGAAAACCAUAGAGAUUGAAUUUACUUACGUUGUCCCAUGUACCACUGAGACAGACACAGACAUAAUUAACUAACUUUAUCCCCAAAAGGCAAAUAUUCUGUGUAUAUAAUCUAUGUAAUUGUGACAUUGUAUUGUGUGAUUGAUUGGCUUGAAGCUAAGACAUGUUUCCCUACCGGACCAUAAAUAAACAUACCUUAACUUAACCUUAUCUUCAAUUUAGAUGUCAUUAGAUCAAUAUAAAUCAAUAAAAACCUCACGAGUAUGCAGUAUUAUAUCA
This is a messenger RNA of Hypomesus transpacificus, 1299 nucleotides long. RefSeq names its product interferon-induced protein 44-like. The record is from RefSeq and is a predicted model, not a curated record. The transcript is spliced from 8 exons. Lineage: Eukaryota; Metazoa; Chordata; Actinopteri; Osmeriformes; Osmeridae. The coding region runs from base 145 to 1011 and encodes 288 amino acids.